AUGGUUUAUGAUUGGGCCGGUAAGCGGGACAUCUGCUACCGCAUGUACAUCCAAGACAAAAAGGCUCUGGAAGAGAUCAUGGAGUACAUGCGAACUGCUUAUCAGUUCGCACCAAGCAAACGUGCCUUUCAAACCCAAUUCAAACGAUGGGGAUUUCCUUCGAAGCAAAACCCAGCCCAUAAAAAUGUCCAGCUCGUCGCACGCGUCAAGGAGUUAUGGGAACAUAACACGAAUCAACGCGAUAUGCUCCGCAUUCUCAACGAGGAGGGCUUUGAGAUUAAAGAAAGAGAGUUGAUGCGCGUGCGCGCGAAGAAUCGCUGGUUACUUCGUGUUCCUAAUGGCAUGAAAUCGCAAUUGCAAUUGCAAGCGCAAUCGAACACGAACACGAACACCACGGCCCAAGAUGAAAAUGCAAAUACAAAUGCCCAGCAACAGCCAGAGGAGGAUGAAGGCCUUCUCGCUCUACAACAGGAGGUGUACAAGCAAGAUACGGAUUUUGAAGGCGCCAAUAACAACCUUGGGAAUACUCUACCACCAUCCCAAUCAGUAACGCCAAUUAUGGAAGACCCUUCAUCACCCAGAGUCUCAGCAGAUGUCGUGGCGAAGCGUAAAGAACGCCUCGACCAGCUGAAAUCAGAAAGUGCAGAACGAUGGGCUUCGAGGAAACGACGGCGCCGAACGAGAGGGUGGGCAGGAAUGCCAGCUGAUCCACCGGGACCGCCUAGAUUUCCAUCCGAGACCACGAUUGACGAGAGCAAACAAUACCUCAAUCUGGAUAACGCCAUGUAUCGCCAAAUACGGGAUCAUUUCCAAGGGAUUUGUGAAGAGACGGGCUUUGUUAAAAAGACAGCUGCAGGCCCGGAAAGAUGGCAAGCAGCUAAGGACAGAUUGAUUCAGGAAUCGCCGCAUCUACAGCAGGUUUUUAAUGCCGAGCCUAAUCAACGUGAUGCGAAGGCGUUGGCCCUGGAUGUUGUUUGCACUGAUGUGACAAAGAGGAUGAGGACACUUGAGCGACGGAUGACGAUUGCCGAGGCGAAAAAUGCUCUGGGCAUUAAUCCGGAGGAAAGUCGGCAGAUACGAAAUGCCUUCUAUGAUACACUUCGUGCGGAUCAUUUUACGAGCAAGCUCGAAGCUGGUGAUGAUCACUGGCAGGAUUUGAAAACUCAGUGGAUUCGGAGUUCGGCACUACUUCAACGAAUCCUUGAGCCCGGGCAAGCUGAUCCGGGCCAUAUUAUGAAAUUGAAGGCGAUGGAGGUUCUUUGUCGAGAUGUGAUGAAACGACUGCGCGAUGAUCAGACCAAGCGAGAUCCGGCGCGGAAAAGGUCUACUCCUCGCAGCAAUCGAAAUCAGAAUCAGAAUCAGACAUCAUCGAAUGUCACUGUCACCCCCCACUCCAUGGGCAGCAUGAAUGAGAACGGCAUCAGUAAUGGGAUAAGUACACUCGCCUCACAAGCCCUCGCCAGCGCACCGAUAACAGGCCAUGAUAUUGGAGAUAUGCAAAUCGAUCCUUCUCUACUGCAAGCUGCAAAUGACACUUCGUCAUUCACUACGAAUCCGCAACAUCAACACGAAGCUGUCGGGGGAGGAUUCGAAUAUAUGGACCCCAUCAUCAACGCGAAUCUUCUGAAUACGCACAUUUCGUUUGAAAUAAGUCCACAGAGUCACUUACAGGGUCCUCCGCCUAAAAAUUGGAUUGAGAAACUAGCCACCAGGUCGAUGGAGGAGCUCAGGCAGCUUAUCUCGGCUAAAUACCCUUACGCAAUUGUCAGUAAGAUUGAAGGCAUGGAUCGAGAUGAACAUGGGAUUGAACACUUUUUUCCUAUUGAAGAGGAUCCUGAGUUGGAUUCUUAUCUGACUCAUGUGGCUGGCAAUGGUAGGAAGGCUUCGUUUAAUCUGACCCUGGGACAAAUUUGA
This is a messenger RNA of Penicillium waksmanii, 1914 nucleotides long. RefSeq names its product Clr5 domain-containing protein. Bases 1 to 1914 code for a protein of 637 amino acids. The record is from RefSeq and is a predicted model, not a curated record. The transcript has 2 exons. Lineage: Eukaryota; Fungi; Ascomycota; Eurotiomycetes; Eurotiales; Aspergillaceae.